AUGCCUAAUUAUGCGGCCAAUACUAUUAAUGUAGCUACCACAAAUUUUACUUUUGUUGGAUCACCUACUCCAGACUAUUCAAUGAUGUCUCUUGGAUACGACUGCGACCCCGAAAGUAAUACGAACAUCUCUCCUAAAAUCGAGGAUGGAAUGAAUCAAAACGACUCCGACCACGCCGAAAGUAAUACGAACAUGUUUUCUUCCACCAGCCCAUCAACUCUUGACUUCGAUUUUGAUUAUCCAGUUUUGAUUAAUGUCCAUAUCAGCUCUCCUAAAAUCGAGGAUGGAGUGAAUCAAACCGACUUUUUCUUUUAG
This is a messenger RNA of Ambispora gerdemannii, 315 nucleotides long. NCBI's taxonomy places the organism in Eukaryota, Fungi, Glomeromycota, Glomeromycetes, Archaeosporales, Ambisporaceae. The record is from the annotation of a GenBank genome assembly.